AUGUCUCCUGUGUACAUCGCUCUUCAUCUAAUUUUAUCUCUUUGGACGUUCAACUUUAAUCUGAUGAAUCCAAUUUGUUUAUUUCUUUCGUUAAAUGCUGGAAAUUUUAUUUGCAAGCGACUUUUAUCAAGAUUUACUGAUCAACAACCCGACGAUUUUGGAUUUACAAGUGCACUUAUGAUAAUCGUAUCGAUGGCAAUAGCCGUUCAAUAUGCAAUUCCCGAAGAACAUUUCAUUGAAAAUGAUUAUGCUAAGAAUUGUUGUGUAAAGAAAUUCAAAAUUUAA
This is a messenger RNA of Clunio marinus, 285 nucleotides long. The record is from the annotation of a GenBank genome assembly. NCBI's taxonomy places the organism in Eukaryota, Metazoa, Arthropoda, Insecta, Diptera, Chironomidae.